AUGCUGCUUGUAGCAAUCAUACUGCUGCUUGUUCGUGUAUGGCAAGUGGUUAUCCCGCUGCGCAUAAAGGUUACACGACGUCAUGUUCGCGUUAUGGCGGUUUUGGGCUCAGGGGGUCACACGACGGAGCUGCUGAAGCUCAUAGAGAGACUCAAGCGAGACGUGUACACUCCUUUUACUUUUGUAGUGGCAGAGACGGACAAAUCUAGUCAAGUCAAGACCGAGUUGGACUGGAAACCCACAGAAAUUGAUUCGUUUGCAACUAUUCCUCGUAGUCGAGAGGCUGGUGAAUCAUGCAAUGCGUACAAACGUAUGGAGAACGUUGCAAUCAUUUAUAUCAUGUUUACAUUUGGUCUACAAUCGUCGUCCACAGCUAAUACUGUGCAAUGGUCCAGGCACUUGUAUCUCCAUUUGCGCGGCGGGCUGCUGUUCCGAGUCUUUGGCGUGCAAACGGACUCGAAGAUCAUUUUUUGCGAGAGUUUCGCGCGUGUAACGCAUUUGUCUCUCACUGGUCGACAGAGAUACAUGGUCAGGUCAAAUGAUAAGUGUUACGAGAUUGACAUCAUUAUUAACUUGCGAGUGAAGUUGUUCACCAGUGUACACACGUCCACUGCCCGUGUAGGCUCGUCCACAAGUUCAUUAGGCUCAAAUUCUGCAACCGUUGCCGUCUCCAACUUGAAGGCGCUGUCCACCGCUGUUGAGCGCAUAAUGACAGUUGCAGCAACGCAAAUGAGCUGCGGAAAACCUGAGGAGAAUAUUAAGAAAGCCGAGUCUCUUGUGCGUAUCGCUAGUUCUCGUGGUGCUCAGAUCAUUUUGCUGCAAGAAUUAUUUCAGUUUGCAUACUUUCCCAUUGAGCUCAAUGCUGGCAAUUUUGAAUUGGCUACGACACUUAAAGAGUCAGCUUUGGUGCAGGACGGAACGGUUCUUGGUGUUACACGCAAAUUUCAUAUUGGUGAUCGACUAGGAUACAAUGAAAAAUACUACUUCACACCCUCGGAUGACUCGUUUAAAGUGUGGGAUACACGUUACGGUAAGAUUGGAGUAGCGAUUGGAUCGGAUCAGUGGUAUCCAGAAGUGGCACGCAGUUUGGUGGUGCAAGGAGCCGAGCUACUGCUGUACCCAAGUGCCAUGGGUAGCAACCAGUAUGAUCCAAACUUUGACCCGCGUGAUCAGUGGCAACGAGUGAUGCAGGGCCACGCAGCGGCAAGUAUGGUGCCUGUUAUAUGCUCCAAUCGCGUUGGAGCUGAGAUAGUGGACAGCAUUCAGGUCACGUUUGUCGGAUCCUCCUUUAUUACCGGCCAAACGGGCGAGAUGCUUAAAAUCGCCGAUCGGGAAUCCGAAGGUGUGCUUGUGGAAAGCUUCGACCUUGAGAAGUUCCAUGUGCGACGAGCUAGCUGGGGGCUUAUGCGCGAUCGCCGACCAAACCUCGGGCUAUUCUUUUUAUGGACAAAAACGUGGAGCACUCCAUGUGACCCUUAUCUGUUAGGUUCGUUGGCAUUCUCUUGUUUCGCCAAGCCAACAACACAUGAAGGCAAAAAUUCUUAG
Messenger RNA from Peronospora belbahrii, 1545 nucleotides. NCBI's taxonomy places the organism in Eukaryota, Oomycota, Peronosporomycetes, Peronosporales, Peronosporaceae. The record is from the annotation of a GenBank genome assembly.